Molecule: messenger RNA, 17318 nt
Organism: Grus americana (Whooping crane)
Lineage: Eukaryota; Metazoa; Chordata; Aves; Gruiformes; Gruidae
Product: mucin-5B-like
Exons: 41
Coding region: 1-16677 (5558 amino acids)
Cellular component (GO): extracellular matrix
Molecular function (GO): protein binding
Source: RefSeq, a predicted model, not a curated record
AUGGGGUUUGGCAGGCGGUUAUGGGUAGCAGAGUGGGCUUUCCUGUUAGCAGUUUGCUGUAUCCAUCAGAUAGGAGCCCAGAUUGAAAUCCAACAGGAAACAGGAAGCACAUACACUGAGGUUGUUCAACAGAAACAAAACACUUCUGCUACAGUUUUAUCUAAGGUGAACAUCAUCCAGCCAAUGUUGACAAAUCCAGUAAUAACACCUUCCAAUCCUGCUCACAAUGGCCGUGUGUGCAGCACAUGGGGCAACUUCCACUUCAAGACCUUUGAUGGAGACAUAUUCUCCUUUCCUGGGCUUUGUAAUUACAUUUUUGCAUCCCACUGCAAUACUCCCUAUGAAGAUUUCAACAUCCAGAUUAGGCGCGUAAUGGUGGAAAAUGCUCCAACAAUCAACCGUAUCAUCAUGAAACUUGAAGGUGUAGCUGCUGAACUAACAAAGGAUGUUGUUAUGAUUAACAGCAACACAGUUCAACUGCCGUACAGCCAAUCUGGAAUUACGAUAGAGAAAAGUAGCAUUUAUGUGAAAGUUGCUAGCAAAAUGGGUAUUGUGUUAAUGUGGAAUGAAGAUGACAGUAUUCUGCUGGAAUUGAAUGAGAAAUAUGCCAAUCAGACCUGUGGACUUUGUGGAGACUUCAAUGGCUUUCCAAUUUACAAUGAGUUCUAUUCAAACAAUAUUCAGAUGACAGCCUUGCAGUUUGGGAAUAUGCAGAAAAUGGAUGGGCCAACAGAACACUGUGAAGACUUCACUUCUACCCUGCCAGAUAAUUGCACUGAUAAUUUUGAUGACAUAUGCCAGAAAACAUUGACCAGCUCUGCAUUUGCAGAGUGUAAUGACCUAGUUGAUGUUAGAGAGUACAUUAUGGCUUGCCAAGAUGACUUGUGCCGCUCUGAAGAGUCUAAAAAUGCCUCAUGUAUCUGUGACACCUUUGCUGAAUACUCCCGGCAGUGUGCUCAUGCUGGUGGGCAUCCUCUGAACUGGAGAACCUCAAAACUGUGCCCCAAGAAGUGUCCUUACAACAUGCAGUACCAGGAGUGCAGCUCACCCUGUGCUGACACAUGCACCAAUCCAGAACGAUCUCAGUUUUGUGAAGAACACUGUAUGGAUGGUUGUUUCUGCCCCCCAGGAACUGUAUUUGACGACAUCAACAAUUCUGGCUGCAUUCCCCAACAGCAGUGCUCCUGUGUUUACAAUGGCAACACCUACACUACAGGAACUUCUUUUUCAGAGCAGUGCCAUUCCUGUACCUGCAAUGGAGGCCAGUGGAGUUGCCAAGACAUGUCAUGCCCAGGAAUAUGUUCAGUAGAGGGAGGUUCACACAUUUCCACAUAUGAUAAAAAGCAUUAUGAUCACCAUGGAGACUGCACUUACGUCCUUUCUAAGGACUCUAAACAUGAAACAUUCACCAUCCUGGUAGAACUACGCAAAUGUGGCCUAACAGACACUGAGACGUGCUUAAAGACAGUGACCCUCAACAUGAAUAAAGGACAAACUCUCAUCGAAGUCAAACCUGAUGGUGGUGUGUUUGUGAAUUCGAUCUACACUCAGCUGCCCAUCUCAGCAGCUAAUGCCACCGUGUUCAGACCAUCAUCAUUUUUCAUCAUCAUACAGACAAACUUUGGUGUCCACCUUGAAAUCCAAAUCGUACCAAUCAUGCAAGUGUUUGUGCGACUGGAUCCUAUUUUCAAAGACCAGACCUGUGGUCUCUGUGGAAAUUUCAAUAAUAUCCAAACUGAUGACUUCCAGGUCAUAAGUGGAAUAAUUGAAGGAACAGCAACAGCAUUUGCUAAUACAUGGAAAACUCAAGCUACAUGCCCUAAUAUCCAGCAGAGAUUUGAAAACCCUUGUGCACUCAGCAUUGAUAACGAAAAAUAUGCUCAGCAUUGGUGUGGACUACUAACUGACAGCAAAGGACCUUUUGCUGAUUGUCACUAUGCCGUGAAUCCCUCUGUUUACCACAUGAACUGCAUGUUUGACACAUGUAACUGUGAAAAUAGUGAGGACUGUCUCUGUGCAGCCCUGUCUUCCUAUGUGAGAGCUUGUGCUGCAAAAGGAAUCCAGCUGCGUGGAUGGAGGACUGAUGUCUGCUCAAAAUACACCAUCUCAUGUCCCAAAUCCCUGAGCUACAGCUAUACCAUCACUUCCUGUCAACCCACCUGUCGGUCUCUGAGUGAGCCUGAUGUCACAUGCAACAUUAAGUUUGUCCCAGUUGAUGGCUGCACCUGCUUAAAUGGAACCUACAUGGAUGAGAGGGGCAAAUGUGUGCCUGCUAAUGAAUGCCCCUGCUACUACAGAGGAUCUCCCAUACCAUUUGGAGAAGUUGUCCAUGAAAAUGGGCUUGCAUGCACUUGCAUUCAGGGAAGACUAAAUUGCAUUGGAGCACCCAAUCCAACUCCAGUCUGUGAACCUCCCAUGGUCUACUUUGACUGUAGAAACAUCUCUGCAGGAACAAUUGGAGCAGAAUGUCAAAAAAGUUGCCAGACUCUGGAUUUGCAGUGUUAUAGCACGCAAUGUGUAUCUGGCUGCGUGUGCCCAGCUGGGCUUGUGUUAGAUGGGAAUGGUGGCUGUAUUCUUGAAGACGAAUGUCCGUGUAUUCACAAUGAAGCUAUGUAUCAGCCUGGGGAAAAGAUCAACGUUGACUGUAACACCUGUGUAUGCAAGAAUAGGAAGUGGGAAUGCACCAAAGAUCAAUGUCUGGGCACUUGUACUGUUUAUGGAGAUGGUCAUUACAAUACCUUUGAUGACAAAAGAUUCAGCUUUAAUGGAAACUGUGAAUACACACUAGUCCAGGACCACUGUGGGAAGAGUGGCACAGCCAAUGGGACCUUCAGGGUUAUCACUGAAAAUAUUCCCUGUGGCAACACUGGGACAACUUGCUCAAAAUCUAUCAAAGUUUUCUUAGAGAGCUAUGAACUGAUACUUUAUGAGGAGCAUUUCAGUGUUGUAAAGAGAGGACAAAAUGAUGAGGUGCCAUACACAGUCCGCUAUAUGGGUAUGUACUUGGUAAUUGAGACCACAAGCGGACUGAUCCUCAUGUGGGACAAGAAAACCAGCAUCUUCAUCAAGCUCAGCCCUGAUUUUAAGAGUCAGAUCUGUGGUCUCUGUGGAAAUUAUGAUGGCAAUGGCAUCAAUGACUUUACUACAAGGAGUCAGUCUGUGGUAGAGAAUGUCCUAGAGUUUGGAAACAGCUGGAAAGUAUCCUCUACAUGUCCUGAUGCUUAUAGCAUAAAGGACCCAUGUUCUACCAACCCUUAUCGAAAGUCCUGGUCAGAGAAGCAGUGUAGCAUCAUCAACAGCAACGUCUUUGCUGCCUGUCACUCUCAGGUUGAACCAGCAAAAUAUUACCAAGCAUGUGUGACAGAUGCUUGUGCAUGUGACACUGGAGGAGACUGUGAUUGCUUUUGUACAGCAGUUGCUGCCUAUGCUCAAGCAUGUAGUGAAGUUGGUGUCUGCAUAGCCUGGAGAACCCCAUCAAUCUGUCCACUGUUUUGUGAUUACUACAAUCAACAAGGGGAAUGUGAAUGGCACUAUAAGCCUUGUGGAGCCUCCUGUAUGAAGACCUGUAGGAACCCAAGUGGAAAAUGCCUCCAUAACUUGCCAGGUUUAGAAGGCUGCUACCCUAACUGCCCACUAGACAAGCCAUAUUUUCAUGAGGAUCAGAUGAAGUGCGUCAGUCUCUGUGACUGUUAUGAUAAUGAAGAUGGAAAGAUAUAUAGACGGGAUGAAUGUCUUUUAUGUGAAUGCACAUCAGAAGGUUUACAGUGCAAGUUUGAUGAUAAAGCAUGCCAUUGCAUUUAUGAAGGGAACAGCUAUAAAUACGGUGAACUCAUCUACGACACCACAGAUGGAACUGGAUGGUGUUUCAGUGCAACAUGUGACGUCAAUGGAACAAUAAACAGAAAUAUCUUUAAAUGUGGCAUCUUUACAACACCCCCAUUUACAUUUUCUACAAGUCAGUCCAUAACUACUGCCUCAGAAAUGUCAACUGCAACACCAGUGACAACGGUAUGUGUGAAGAAUGUAUGUGUAUGGUCAGAAUGGUAUGAUGGCACACAGCCUGAAAACAAAGAGGACAGUGGAGAUUAUGAAACAUUUGAAAACCUCAGAGGUAAAGGAUACAGUGUGUGUAAAAAUCCAAACAGUGUUCAGUGCAGAGCCAAAGAACACCCAGAUACAGAAAUAAACAAUCUUAACCAAACAGUACAAUGUAGUCAAAGUGAAGGACUAAUAUGCAAAAACAAAGACCAACAAUCCAAGCAUUGCUAUAAUUAUGAAAUCAGAAUAUCCUGCUGCAGCUACAUGCCAUGUUCAGAAAUUCAAACGACAACACCAAGAACCACAGAAUUCACAACUACUGCUGUAAAAUCAACACCAGUUACAUUACAGACGAAAAUAAAACCAACAACACAAAAAAAAGAAACUGAAGCGCAAAAAACUGAAGUACCUACAAUAUCAACAAAAGUUAGAGAAAGCACAACUCCUCUAACUGAAACUUCAGUUACAGCAAAGACACGACAAGUCUCAACAACAGGUUACCAGAGCACGUCCCUUCCAGCAGAAAACACAAACAUGGCAACCAACACACUAGCUUCACCCACUACUACCUCCACCCCCCCACAGCCAGCAAUGACAACUGCUGCUGGCACUACAGCUGUCCUCAGGACAACAGCCCCACCAACACAAGGCACAACCAUUAUCACUACCACCAGCACGGCCAGCACCUCCAGGACCUCUCCUCCACCAACAGAAGGAACAACCAUCAUCCCACCCACACCAACAGGGCCCACCUCAGCCAGUAGCACUGCCAGCACCUCCAGGACCACCGCAGGAAGCACCACAACAUCUGCAGCCACGUCUCCUCCAGCAGAAACCUCCACUGUGGCAACACAGCCGCCAACAUCACCCACAACCGCCUCCACUGUCAUCGAACCAAAAAUAAGAACCACCGUUGGCACCACGGUUGUCCCCAGUACCACGGUUGUCCCCAAUACCACUGCACCACCAACACAAGGCACAACCGUCAUCAGUACCACCAGCAGAGCCAGCACCUCCAGGACCUCUCCUCCACCAACAGAAGGAACAACCAUCAUCCCACCCACACCAACAGGGCCCACCUCAGCCAGUAGCACUGCCAGCACCUCCAGGACCACCGCAGGAAGCACCACAACAUCUGCAGCCACGUCUCCUCCAGCAGAAACCUCCACUGUGGCAACACAGCCGCCAACAUCACCCACAACCGCCUCCACUGUCAUCGAACCAAAAAUAAGAACCACCGUUGGCACCACGGUUGUCCCCAGUACCACGGUUGUCCCCAAUACCACUGCACCACCAACACAAGGCACAACCGUCAUCAGUACCACCAGCAGAGCCAGCACCUCCAGGACCUCUCCUCCACCAACAGAAGGAACAACCAUCAUCCCACCCACACCAACAGGGCCCACCUCAGCCAGUAGCACUGCCAGCACCUCCAGGACCACCGCAGGAAGCACCACAACAUCUGCAGCCACGUCUCCUCCAGCAGAAACCUCCACUGUGGCAACACAGCCGCCAACAUCACCCACAACCGCCUCCACUGCCAUCGAACCAAAAAUAAGAACCACCGUUGGCACCACGGUUGUCCCCAGUACCACUGCACCACCAACACAAGGCACAACCGUCAUCAGUACCACCAGCAGAGCCAGCACCUCCAGGACCUCUCCUCCACCAACAGAAGGAACAACCAUCAUCCCACCCACACCAACAGGGCCCACCUCAGCCAGUAGCACUGCCAGCACCUCCAGGACCACCGCAGGAAGCACCACAACAUCUGCAGCCACGUCUCCUCCAGCAGAAACCUCCACUGUGGCAACACAGCCGCCAACAUCACCCACAACCGCCUCCACUGUCAUCGAACCAAAAAUAAGAACCACCGUUGGCACCACGGUUGUCCCCAGUACCACGGUUGUCCCCAAUACCACUGCACCACCAACACAAGGCACAACCGUCAUCAGUACCACCAGCAGAGCCAGCACCUCCAGGACCUCUCCUCCACCAACAGAAGGAACAACCAUCAUCCCACCCACACCAACAGGGCCCACCUCAGCCAGUAGCACUGCCAGCACCUCCAGGACCACCGCAGGAAGCACCACAACAUCUGCAGCCACGUCUCCUCCAGCAGAAACCUCCACUGUGGCAACACAGCCGCCAACAUCACCCACAACCGCCUCCACUGCCAUCGAACCAAAAAUAAGAACCACCGUUGGCACCACGGUUGUCCCCAGUACCACUGCACCACCAACACAAGGCACAACCGUCAUCAGUACCACCAGCAGAGCCAGCACCUCCAGGACCUCUCCUCCACCAACAGAAGGAACAACCAUCAUCCCACCCACACCAACAGUGCCUACCUCAGCAGCCACCAUCACUGCUAGCACCUCCAAGACCACAAGCAGCUGCCAGCAGCUCUGUGCCUGGACGCAGUGGUUCGAUCUGCAUUCCCCUAGCUCUGGUAGUGAAAAUGGAGACAUUGAGACAUUGGCAAAUAUCCGUGCAGCUGGAUACACACUGUGUGACAAGCCACAGGACAUCAAUUGUCGUGCGAAAGAUUACCCUGAAAGGAGUCCAGAAAAACUCGGACAGAUUUUUCAGUGCAGCCUUGAAACUGGGCUUGUGUGCAGAAAUAAAGAUCAGAUCAAAAAGUACCCUAUGUGCUUCAACUAUGAGAUCAAGGUGCUGUGCUGUGAUCGUAAACACUGCCAGACAACAUCAGCCCCCCCAGGAAGCACAGCAGGAUCCUCCACAUCAGCCUCUUCUUCCAGAAACCAUGCACCACAGCUCACGGCCAGCACCACCAAGACCUCUCCCCAACUGACAGAAUCAACAACCAUCAUCACACCCACACCACCACUGCCAGCCUCAGCAGCCAGCAGUACCAGCACCUCCAGCACCACCGCAGGAAGCACCACAACAUCUGCAGCCACGUCUCCUCCAGCAGAAACCUCCACUGUGGCAACACAGCCGCCAACAUCACCCACAACCGCCUCCACUGUCAUCGAACCAAAAAUAAGAACCACCGUUGGCACCACGGUUGUCCCCAGUACCACUGCACCACCAACACAAGGCACAACCGUCAUCAGUACCACCAGCAGAGCCAGCACCUCCAGGACCUCUCCUCCACCAACAGAAGGAACAACCAUCAUCCCACCCACACCAACAGGGCCCACCUCAGCCAGUAGCACUGCCAGCACCUCCAGGACCACCGCAGGAAGCACCACAACAUCUGCAGCCACGUCUCCUCCAGCAGAAACCUCCACUGUGGCAACACAGCCGCCAACAUCACCCACAACCGCCUCCACUGCCAUCGAACCAAAAAUAAGAACCACCGUUGGCACCACGGUUGUCCCCAGUACCACGGUUGUCCCCAAUACCACUGCACCACCAACACAAGGCACAACCGUCAUCAGUACCACCAGCAGAGCCAGCACCUCCAGGACCUCUCCUCCACCAACAGAAGGAACAACCAUCAUCCCACCCACACCAACAGGGCCCACCUCAGCCAGUAGCACUGCCAGCACCUCCAGGACCACCGCAGGAAGCACCACAACAUCUGCAGCCACGUCUCCUCCAGCAGAAACCUCCACUGUGGCAACACAGCCGCCAACAUCACCCACAACCGCCUCCACUGCCAUCGAACCAAAAAUAAGAACCACCGUUGGCACCACGGUUGUCCCCAGUACCACUGCACCACCAACACAAGGCACAACCGUCAUCAGUACCACCAGCAGAGCCAGCACCUCCAGGACCUCUCCUCCACCAACAGAAGGAACAACCAUCAUCCCACCCACACCAACAGGGCCCACCUCAGCCAGUAGCACUGCCAGCACCUCCAGGACCACCGCAGGAAGCACCACAACAUCUGCAGCCACGUCUCCUCCAGCAGAAACCUCCACUGUGGCAACACAGCCGCCAACAUCACCCACAACCGCCUCCACUGCCAUCGAACCAAAAAUAAGAACCACCGUUGGCACCACGGUUGUCCCCAGUACCACUGCACCACCAACACAAGGCACAACCGUCAUCAGUACCACCAGCAGAGCCAGCACCUCCAGGACCUCUCCUCCACCAACAGAAGGAACAACCAUCAUCCCACCCACACCAACAGUGCCUACCUCAGCAGCCACCAUCACUGCUAGCACCUCCAAGACCACAAGCAGCUGCCAGCAGCUCUGUGCCUGGACGCAGUGGUUCGAUCUGCAUUCCCCUAGCUCUGGUAGUGAAAAUGGAGACAUUGAGACAUUGGCAAAUAUCCGUGCAGCUGGAUACACACUGUGUGACAAGCCACAGGACAUCAAUUGUCGUGCGAAAGAUUACCCUGAAAGGAGUCCAGAAAAACUCGGACAGAUUUUUCAGUGCAGCCUUGAAACUGGGCUUGUGUGCAGAAAUAAAGAUCAGAUCAAAAAGUACCCUAUGUGCUUCAACUAUGAGAUCAAGGUGCUGUGCUGUGAUCGUAAACACUGCCAGACAACAUCAGCCCCCCCAGGAAGCACAGCAGGAUCCUCCACAUCAGCCUCUCUUCCAGAAACCUCCACAGUAGAAACCAAAACGCAAACAUCACCAACUACGGCCUCCACUCUCCCACAGCCACCAAUAACAACCACUGCUGGCACCACAGCUGUCCUCAGGACAACAGCCCCACCAACACAAGGCACAACCAUUAUCGCUACCACCAGCACGGCCAGCACCACCAAGACCUCUCCCCAACUGACAGAAUCAACAACCAUCAUCACCACAUCCACACCACCACUGCCAGCCUCAGCAGCCAGCAGUACCAGCACCUCCAGCACCACCGCAGGAAGCACCACAACAUCUGCAGCCACGUCUCCUCCAGCAGAAACCUCCACUGUGGCAACACAGCCGCCAACAUCACCCACAACCGCCUCCACUGUCAUCGAACCAAAAAUAAGAACCACCGUUGGCACCACGGUUGUCCCCAGUACCACUGCACCACCAACACAAGGCACAACCGUCAUCAGUACCACCAGCAGAGCCAGCACCUCCAGGACCUCUCCUCCACCAACAGAAGGAACAACCAUCAUCCCACCCACACCAACAGGGCCCACCUCAGCCAGUAGCACUGCCAGCACCUCCAGGACCACCGCAGGAAGCACCACAACAUCUGCAGCCACGUCUCCUCCAGCAGAAACCUCCACUGUGGCAACACAGCCGCCAACAUCACCCACAACCGCCUCCACUGCCAUCGAACCAAAAAUAAGAACCACCGUUGGCACCACGGUUGUCCCCAGUACCACGGUUGUCCCCAAUACCACUGCACCACCAACACAAGGCACAACCGUCAUCAGUACCACCAGCAGAGCCAGCACCUCCAGGACCUCUCCUCCACCAACAGAAGGAACAACCAUCAUCCCACCCACACCAACAGGGCCCACCUCAGCCAGUAGCACUGCCAGCACCUCCAGGACCACCGCAGGAAGCACCACAACAUCUGCAGCCACGUCUCCUCCAGCAGAAACCUCCACUGUGGCAACACAGCCGCCAACAUCACCCACAACCGCCUCCACUGCCAUCGAACCAAAAAUAAGAACCACCGUUGGCACCACGGUUGUCCCCAGUACCACUGCACCACCAACACAAGGCACAACCGUCAUCAGUACCACCAGCAGAGCCAGCACCUCCAGGACCUCUCCUCCACCAACAGAAGGAACAACCAUCAUCCCACCCACACCAACAGUGCCUACCUCAGCAGCCACCAUCACUGCUAGCACCUCCAAGACCACAAGCAGCUGCCAGCAGCUCUGUGCCUGGACGCAGUGGUUCGAUCUGCAUUCCCCUAGCUCUGGUAGUGAAAAUGGAGACAUUGAGACAUUGGCAAAUAUCCGUGCAGCUGGAUACACACUGUGUGACAAGCCACAGGACAUCAAUUGUCGUGCGAAAGAUUACCCUGAAAGGAGUCCAGAAAAACUCGGACAGAUUUUUCAGUGCAGCCUUGAAACUGGGCUUGUGUGCAGAAAUAAAGAUCAGAUCAAAAAGUACCCUAUGUGCUUCAACUAUGAGAUCAAGGUGCUGUGCUGUGAUCGUAAACACUGCCAGACAACAUCAGCCCCCCCAGGAAGCACAGCAGGAUCCUCCACAUCAGCCUCUCUUCCAGAAACCUCCACAGUAGAAACCAAAACGCAAACAUCACCAACUACGGCCUCCACUCUCCCACAGCCACCAAUAACAACCACUGCUGGCACCACAGCUGUCCUCAGGACAACAGCCCCACCAACACAAGGCACAACCAUUAUCGCUACCACCAGCACGGCCAGCACCACCAAGACCUCUCCCCAACUGACAGAAUCAACAACCAUCAUCACCACAUCCACACCACCACUGCCAGCCUCAGCAGCCAGCAGUACCAGCACCUCCAGCACCACCGCAGGAAGCACCACAACAUCUGCAGCCACGUCUCCUCCAGCAGAAACCUCCACUGUGGCAACACAGCCGCCAACAUCACCCACAACCGCCUCCACUGUCAUCGAACCAAAAAUAAGAACCACCGUUGGCACCACGGUUGUCCCCAGUACCACUGCACCACCAACACAAGGCACAACCGUCAUCAGUACCACCAGCAGAGCCAGCACCUCCAGGACCUCUCCUCCACCAACAGAAGGAACAACCAUCAUCCCACCCACACCAACAGGGCCCACCUCAGCCAGUAGCACUGCCAGCACCUCCAGGACCACCGCAGGAAGCACCACAACAUCUGCAGCCACGUCUCCUCCAGCAGAAACCUCCACUGUGGCAACACAGCCGCCAACAUCACCCACAACCGCCUCCACUGCCAUCGAACCAAAAAUAAGAACCACCGUUGGCACCACGGUUGUCCCCAGUACCACGGUUGUCCCCAAUACCACUGCACCACCAACACAAGGCACAACCGUCAUCAGUACCACCAGCAGAGCCAGCACCUCCAGGACCUCUCCUCCACCAACAGAAGGAACAACCAUCAUCCCACCCACACCAACAGGGCCCACCUCAGCCAGUAGCACUGCCAGCACCUCCAGGACCACCGCAGGAAGCACCACAACAUCUGCAGCCACGUCUCCUCCAGCAGAAACCUCCACUGUGGCAACACAGCCGCCAACAUCACCCACAACCGCCUCCACUGCCAUCGAACCAAAAAUAAGAACCACCGUUGGCACCACGGUUGUCCCCAGUACCACUGCACCACCAACACAAGGCACAACCGUCACCAGUACCACCAGCAGAGCCAGCACCUCCAGGACCUCUCCUCCACCAACAGAAGGAACAACCAUCAUCCUACCCACACCAACAGGGCCCACCUCAGCCAGUAGCACUGCCAGCACCUCCAGGACCACCGCAGGAAGCACCACAACAUCUGCAGCCACGUCUCCUCCAGCAGAAACCUCCACUGUGGCAACACAGCCGCCAACAUCACCCACAACCGCCUCCACUGUCAUCGAACCAAAAAUAAGAACCACCGUUGGCACCACGGUUGUCCCCAGUACCACUGCACCACCAACACAAGGCACAACCGUCAUCAGUACCACCAGCAGAGCCAGCACCUCCAGGACCUCUCCUCCACCAACAGAAGGAACAACCAUCAUCCCACCCACACCAACAGGGCCCACCUCAGCCAGUAGCACUGCCAGCACCUCCAGGACCACCGCAGGAAGCACCACAACAUCUGCAGCCACGUCUCCUCCAGCAGAAACCUCCACUGUGGCAACACAGCCGCCAACAUCACCCACAACCGCCUCCACUGUCAUCGAACCAAAAAUAAGAACCACCGUUGGCACCACGGUUGUCCCCAGUACCACUGCACCACCAACACAAGGCACAACCGUCACCAGUACCACCAGCAGAGCCAGCACCUCCAGGACCUCUCCUCCACCAACAGAAGGAACAACCAUCAUCCCACCCACACCAACAGGGCCCACCUCAGCCAGUAGCACUGCCAGCACCUCCAGGACCACCGCAGGAAGCACCACAACAUCUGCAGCCACGUCUCCUCCAGCAGAAACCUCCACUGUGGCAACACAGCCGCCAACAUCACCCACAACUGCCUCCACUGCCAUCGAACCAAAAAUAAGAACCACCGUUGGCACCACGGUUGUCCCCAGUACCACUGCACCACCAACACAAGGCACAACCGUCACCAGUACCACCAGCAGAGCCAGCACCUCCAGGACCUCUCCUCCACCAACAGAAGGAACAACCAUCAUCCCACCCACACCAACAGGGCCCACCUCAGCCAGUAGCACUGCCAGCACCUCCAGGACCACCGCAGGAAGCACCACAACAUCUGCAGCCACGUCUCCUCCAGCAGAAACCUCCACUGUGGCAACACAGCCGCCAACAUCACCCACAACCGCCUCCACUGUCAUCGAACCAAAAAUAAGAACCACCGUUGGCACCACGGUUGUCCCCAGUACCACUGCACCACCAACACAAGGCACAACCGUCAUCAGUACCACCAGCAGAGCCAGCACCUCCAGGACCUCUCCUCCACCAACAGAAGGAACAACCAUCAUCCCACCCACACCAACAGGGCCCACCUCAGCCAGUAGCACUGCCAGCACCUCCAGGACCACCGCAGGAAGCACCACAACAUCUGCAGCCACGUCUCCUCCAGCAGAAACCUCCACUGUGGCAACACAGCCGCCAACAUCACCCACAACCGCCUCCACUGCCAUCGAACCAAAAAUAAGAACCACCGUUGGCACCACGGUUGUCCCCAGUACCACGGUUGUCCCCAAUACCACUGCACCACCAACACAAGGCACAACCGUCAUCAGUACCACCAGCAGAGCCAGCACCUCCAGGACCUCUCCUCCACCAACAGAAGGAACAACCAUCAUCCCACCCACACCAACAGGGCCCACCUCAGCCAGUAGCACUGCCAGCACCUCCAGGACCACCGCAGGAAGCACCACAACAUCUGCAGCCACGUCUCCUCCAGCAGAAACCUCCACUGUGGCAACACAGCCGCCAACAUCACCCACAACCGCCUCCACUGCCAUCGAACCAAAAAUAAGAACCACCGUUGGCACCACGGUUGUCCCCAGUACCACUGCACCACCAACACAAGGCACAACCGUCAUCAGUACCACCAGCAGAGCCAGCACCUCCAGGACCUCUCCUCCACCAACAGAAGGAACAACCAUCAUCCCACCCACACCAACAGUGCCUACCUCAGCAGCCACCAUCACUGCUAGCACCUCCAAGACCACAAGCAGCUGCCAGCAGCUCUGUGCCUGGACGCAGUGGUUCGAUCUGCAUUCCCCUAGCUCUGGUAGUGAAAAUGGAGACAUUGAGACAUUGGCAAAUAUCCGUGCAGCUGGAUACACACUGUGUGACAAGCCACAGGACAUCAAUUGUCGUGCGAAAGAUUACCCUGAAAGGAGUCCAGAAAAACUCGGACAGAUUUUUCAGUGCAGCCUUGAAACUGGGCUUGUGUGCAGAAAUAAAGAUCAGAUCAAAAAGUACCCUAUGUGCUUCAACUAUGAGAUCAAGGUGCUGUGCUGUGAUCGUAAACACUGCCAGACAACAUCAGCCCCCCCAGGAAGCACAGCAGGAUCCUCCACAUCAGCCUCUCUUCCAGAAACCUCCACAGUAGAAACCAAAACGCAAACAUCACCAACUACGGCCUCCACUCUCCCACAGCCACCAAUAACAACCACUGCUGGCACCACAGCUGUCCUCAGGACAACAGCCCCACCAACACAAGGCACAACCAUUAUCGCUACCACCAGCACGGCCAGCACCACCAAGACCUCUCCCCAACUGACAGAAUCAACAACCAUCAUCACCACAUCCACACCACCACUGCCAGCCUCAGCAGCCAGCAGUACCAGCACCUCCAGCACCACCGCAGGAAGCACCACAACAUCUGCAGCCACGUCUCCUCCAGCAGAAACCUCCACUGUGGCAACACAGCCGCCAACAUCACCCACAACCGCCUCCACUGUCAUCGAACCAAAAAUAAGAACCACCGUUGGCACCACGGUUGUCCCCAGUACCACUGCACCACCAACACAAGGCACAACCGUCAUCAGUACCACCAGCAGAGCCAGCACCUCCAGGACCUCUCCUCCACCAACAGAAGGAACAACCAUCAUCCCACCCACACCAACAGGGCCCACCUCAGCCAGUAGCACUGCCAGCACCUCCAGCACCACCGCAGGAAGCACCACAACAUCUGCAGCCACGUCUCCUCCAGCAGAAACCUCCACUGUGGCAACACAGCCGCCAACAUCACCCACAACCGCCUCCACUGCCAUCGAACCAAAAAUAAGAACCACCGUUGGCACCACGGUUGUCCCCAGUACCACUGCACCACCAACACAAGGCACAACCGUCAUCAGUACCACCAGCAGAGCCAGCACCUCCAGGACCUCUCCUCCACCAACAGAAGGAACAACCAUCAUCCCACCCACACCAACAGGGCCCACCUCAGCCAGUAGCACUGCCAGCACCUCCAGGACCACCGCAGGAAGCACCACAACAUCUGCAGCCACGUCUCCUCCAGCAGAAACCUCCACUGUGGCAACACAGCCGCCAACAUCACCCACAACCGCCUCCACUGUCAUCGAACCAAAAAUAAGAACCACCGUUGGCACCACGGUUGUCCCCAGUACCACUGCACCACCAACACAAGGCACAACCGUCAUCAGUACCACCAGCAGAGCCAGCACCUCCAGGACCUCUCCUCCACCAACAGAAGGAACAACCAUCAUCCCACCCACACCAACAGGGCCCACCUCAGCCAGUAGCACUGCCAGCACCUCCAGGACCACCGCAGGAAGCACCACAACAUCUGCAGCCACGUCUCCUCCAGCAGAAACCUCCACUGUGGCAACACAGCCGCCAACAUCACCCACAACCGCCUCCACUGUCAUCGAACCAAAAAUAAGAACCACCGUUGGCACCACGGUUGUCCCCAGUACCACUGCACCACCAACACAAGGCACAACCGUCAUCAGUACCACCAGCAGAGCCAGCACCUCCAGGACCUCUCCUCCACCAACAGAAGGAACAACCAUCAUCCCACCCACACCAACAGGGCCCACCUCAGCCAGUAGCACUGCCAGCACCUCCAGGACCACCGCAGGAAGCACCACAACAUCUGCAGCCAUGUCUCUUCCAGCAGAAACCUCCACUGUGGCAACACAGCCACCAACAUCAUCCAUUACUGUGUCCACUCUCCCCCUCUCAGGAAUUACAACCACCAUAGGCCGUACGGAUACUCUUCCAACAUCUGUUUCUUUUACUGGACAAAGUACUGCCACCACUGUUAUUCCCAGAAGUUUCAGCACCACAAGCAGCCCGGUAGCUACAACUGGUACAUCACAGUCAAGUCAUGUUACAACAAGCACUUCUGCAAUCUUCAACUCUUCCCCCAGCACACUUGUCACAACAGAAGCAAGUACCUAUGUUACAUCAAGCAGAGUAACUCCAUGCUUUUGUCAUGUGUUUGGCAACUUUUUUUCUCCUGGUGAAGUGGUAUACAACAGAACAGAUAGGGCUGGCUGUAAUUUUUAUGCACUUUGCAGUAAGGAAUGCGAAAUUGACCCAUUCCAAGGGCCAUGUCCUUCGACAACUCCUUUCACUUCAGUCACCUCAGAAACUACAACACAAGCUGCCUCAUCCACAGAACGUGUAUUUUCUUCUGUCUUACCAACGACAGCAACAUCCCUCACAACUUCAGUAGAAAGAAACUGUACUGAUGUCAAUCCUCCACGAAAGGUGGUUCCCCUCAUUAUUGGUGACAGAGUACUUAAGAACAAAUCAUUUGCAUAUUUUCAGCCUGGAGAGAAUUGGAUAAGUGAAUGCCAGAAGUGUGUCUGUGACCCCCUCACUGCUACCGUACAAUGCCAGCCACUCCUAUGCCAAACAGUUCAGACACCAAUUUGUGACCUAGGAUUUGUUUCCAUGCCUGUAGUACCACCAAAAGACCCAUGCUGUCCUACAUUUGAAUGCCAACCACUACGUGACAUCUGUGUGAUUAAUGGUACAAUUUACACGGUUGGAAUGUCAACAGUAAUCAAUUCAUGUAAGAAAUGUACCUGCAGUUCUGAGAAAGACCCAAUGACUAAGGCAAAUAUUGUGCAUUGUGAAAAAGUUCAAUGUGAAACAUCUUGCCCACUGGUUGAUGAGAUCCUGCCACUAGAUCACUGCAGCCAUUACAAAUGUGAAAAAAUUGAAGAUCAAUUUGUUGCAGUCCAAACUAAAAAAAUAUGCCCUGAAUACAACCCAGGAGAGUGUGAUCCUGAUGAAGCAGAGACUACUCCCGAUGGCUGCUGCAAAAUAUGCAAACCUACAAACUGCAAACCUUACAGCAAAAAAACUGUGAUCCGCCGUGGUGACUGUGAAUCUUCUGAAGCUGUUGAGCUGGCAUAUUGUGAAGGAACUUGUCCUGGCUCCUCAGUGUAUUCUCUUGAAGCAAACCAGAUGCAACACGAUUGUAGUUGCUGCCAGGAUUCCAGCAGCCAAACAAGAGAAGUGACCCUGACUUGCCAGAAUGGAACAAGCAUAAAUUAUAACUAUGUCUACGUGGAACAAUGCCAGUGUAUGAAUGCAUGCACUUCAAAAACCCCUGCAUCAUAUGACUCCCAAUUGAAACAAUCUCUAGCAUAUAGUUCCCAAUGGAAAAUCAGCAGAAGAAAGAGAUGAUCAUUGGAAAAAGAAAGCAGAGACCCUAGGGAAGCUGGAAUCAUGUUUUCCCCAGAAUAACUUGUGUUCCUUCUGCAACAGAUCUUACAUCAGUUUCUUUUACCACCUUUUCUCUUUUCUUACUUGUAAAAAAAAAUAAAAUAAAAGUCAAAUAAUUAAAUUUUGGUGUGGUUUAAGUGAUACAAUAUUCAAGGGUAAAAACAGAUGACUGCGUAAAAUACCUUUGUGUAAAUUAUAGAAAUAAGCAAAUAUCACAAAUUCAAUCACAAAACUGACAUUUUGGAAAAAAAGUCUUAAGCGGUCUCUAAAAAACAAAACCAGAAAACAUUAUAGCUGCAUUGCACUUAACUCUUGUGCCUAGAGAAAGCUUUAUUGGAUAUCACUUUUAUGGAUGCAACAAUCCUAACGGACAUCACAGUGACAGGGAGAAGACUGUUUUCUUGUUCAUUUUGUCUCUUAGUUGAUCAAUAAAACUUUCCGCUUUUUUCCAUUUCGGUGGCUGGUGACCUUUCAAUACCCAUCUUCAUUAUCUCAAUGACAAAGAGUCCAUUGGCAUCAGGGAGUUUUCUAACUCAGAUGCGUAUAUUCUCUAGGAGCCUUUGGGAACGAAAACAUUCUCAAACCCCUUUUCCCAGGUGAGG